AAACACAGAAAUGCGUUUCCGGAUUCUGUUCGGCCAGGUGCAUUUUUUUCGUCCAUUGAAUAGACCUCAAAGUGACGGCACAGGAUGACACAACUGGGAGCCAUUGUCUCUGUUGUUUUGUCAAUUGGGAUAGCAGGUCUCUUCUCUGCUGUCCACAAGAUUGAGGAAGGGCACACCGGAGUCUACUACAGAGGGGGCGCUCUUCUGACCACCACCAGUGGGCCAGGGUUCCACCUGAUGUUACCCUUCAUCACGUCCUAUAAGUCUGUACAGACGACCCUUCAGACAGAUGAAGUCAAGAACGUGCCGUGCGGCACCAGUGGAGGGGUGAUGAUCUACUUCGACCGAAUAGAAGUCGUCAACUUCCUUGUGCCCUCUGCCGUGUAUGACAUCGUGAGGAACUUCACCGCUGACUACGACAAGGCCCUGAUCUUCAACAAGGUCCACCACGAGCUGAACCAGUUCUGCAGCGUGCACACCCUGCAGGAGGUCUACAUCGGCCUGUUCGAUCAGAUCGAUGAGAACCUGAAGCUCACCUUGCAGGAAGACCUGACCGGUAUGGCACCUGGAAUUAUCAUACAGGCGGUUCGAGUUACGAAACCCAACAUUCCUGAGUCCAUCCGCAGGAACUACGAGCUUAUGGAGAGUGAGAAGACGAAACUGUUGAUCGCUGCACAGACUCAGAAGGUGGUGGAGAAGGAGGCGGAGACUGAGAGGAAGCGAGCUGUGAUUGAGGCAGAAAAGCUGGCCCAGGUCGCAGAGAUCAAGUUUGGACAGAAAGUCAUGGAGAAGGAGACUGAGAAAAGGAUAUCGGAGAUUGAAGAUGAUGCUUUCCUGGCGCGGGAGAAGGCUCGGGCGGACGCUGAGUUCUACACUGCUCACCGGACGGCUGAGGCCAACAAGUUGAAGCUCACUCCAGAGUACCUCCAGUUGGUGAAGGUUAAGGCCAUCGCAGCGAACAGUAAGAUCUACUUCGGGAGCGACAUCCCCCACAUGUUCGUGGACUCGGGACGCGGGGGGGGCGCCGUCAAGGCCCCGCCCAAAAUGGACAUGGUUUCCGAGGCAACCUUUGACCUGGACUGAAGGACCUCCCCGCCCCUCCUCCCUCCCUUCCCCUUUCCCCCGGAGCUGGUGUUCUGUUGCCACCCGGGGGUCACUGAAUGAAGAACUGAGAGACAAGACUACUUAGGGCAUCAAUGCAGGAACCCCACGAGGCUGGGAUGUAGCAGUCAGUCACAUUUUCCUUUUAAAAAGCGUGUAUUUGUUUGUCGCAGUUUAUACCCCCCGCAGCACAUGCCCUAUACCCCCCUACCUGCCUCUCUGUGUUUGUGGUUAGGAUUAAACCAGCGAACCUCUAGACUCCAUACACUGUACGCAGCUAUGGGUCCGUUUCUGUUGUCCAUAUUUUGUCCUUCCCCCAUCAUCUGUUCUGCGUUGUUUGUUUGUCUAGAAGAUGCUCGAGCCAAAAUGUGGAGGAGCGCUUUUGCCUAGGCCUGACGCACCAGAGUGCUGGAACUCGUCAGCGAGACAGCAUUAUCCCUCUGAGAGAUUAUCAUUUUUUUGCUUUUUUUUUUGGGAAAUUGCGUUGUUUGCUUGACUACCCGCUUCUUUUCCACAUAAAACGUGUCAUCAGCGUGUCUAGACAGUCAUUAGAAUGCUCAUUAUGCACAUCCGCAAACAGUACCGUGCAAAAGUCUUAGGUACCCUGGAUUUUUUUUUAUGUCAAUUUGGUCUUCGAUGUUUAAUCGUUUUCUUUAACUGUCAUAGUAUCUUCCCAAACUCAACUCAAAUUCAACGUUAGAUCAUUUUUUAGCUGCAGAAGAACUGUGGCUAGUUCCCCAGUGUGCAGGAACAACAUGCCAGUUGACUCGCAUAAAACUGCAGUUACUGUUUAACAGAAUUGUUGCAGUUUUAAAGGCAGAUUUGAUUUUGUUUUUACUAUUUACGGCUCUUUAUUGUAAAAUUAUUAUUUGAUAUUUAUCCUGGCUGAUUCGAGCGUGCUGCGUCACCGGUUCUAACACUGAGCGCAUUUCACAAACACGUCACCCCACACACUGCAUGCUCUACAGAUCAGAUGCAGAACACUUUGUCUUGGGCGCUUCUAGGAGACGUUACAGGCAAAGUUUUAUUUUACAGACCAAGUAUUUACUGGGUAAAAACCAGCGAGUUGUGUACUUAUUUGUUUCUAUUGAUUUCAGAGGCAAGUACUAUGAAAGUCAGUUAGUACCAUGAAACCAACAUAAGUACUAUGAAAAUACAUACUUUUAACUGCCCGUUUUACUUGUGCUUACCUCUGAAAUCAGAAUGAUUACAUAAUAACACAAGUAGCUGGUAUGUGCCCAGUAAAUACUGUUAUUCAAGGCCUGUGAAAUACAGCAUUGCCAAGGUUCUGAGUCUUUAUUGACAUUGAGUGCUCUUUUGGCCGUGUUGUUUAUUUCUAUGGUGAAUUUGGACUACGUCUGUUUGGGUAUUAAGAUGGCCACCGCGGCACAACAUGGAGAAACAUUAAACAUUAAUAGUGUUUUGUUGGAGAGGACAACGGACAAAAGCUGGCUGGCUGUGGGGGAAUUUGUCAAACCACAGGAAAUGGCACUCAGAAUGAAGGAGAUUCUCCCCGGAGCGGUUUUGAAUGUCUUCCGGACAUUCUGGGUGCCCAGAACUUUAAGCUCUUUUGUCGCGUGUUUCCCGGAAUGCUGUUUGGAUCUGGGGAUCUGGUGUGGGCUCUGCAGUGGGACUGCCAGGUUUAUUUGUCUGGGAUUAAGCCUUUUGAUUUUCUAACAUUCAUUAUCCCAUCGGCAACAAAAACCAGAACGGCUUGAUUCUUGGGUGCCUGCACUUGCCUGGAAUGGCCCUGGCAGGUGUCCUAUGCGAGACGUCAAUAGCCUGAGCCCAUAGGCAUAUCUAGUUUCAUAUGCCCGACUCUUGGCCGGUUUGUCUGAUACUUGUUUUAAAGUGGAGGGGGCGUUGGGCUUACCGGGACCAAACAAACUAGGCCCAAUAACUACUCCUCCAAGUCAGUUCCUCAAACCACUCCAUCUCCACCACUGUAGUGGAUCUACAGUUGUCGAGUCCUGUUUUUGACGGGGGGGGACACCAAUGUUGACCUCAUUAUCAGUUAUCCUAGGUAUUGACUGUUACUAAGCUGACGUGGACACAGUCAUCUCCAUUGACUGGUUCCCCCAGUGUAACAGCAGUACUGUUUUUUGACCACUAGGGGGUGCAAAAGGGGAUCCAGCAGAAUAACUGCUCCAAUGUGUUGAUAUUUUUAAUAUGGUGAAAUGGAAAGCACACUUCAUACCCCCCCCCCCCCCCCUUGUAACUUGUUUCUUUAUCUGACAUUUGAAACAUUUCUUUAAAUGUAAGGACAUUUUUCACAUUUUGGUUAAAGCUUUGGGAUGGCUAUUCUCACACAGUUAUUGCAUUAGUCUGAAAACCAGGUGCUGGUGCUUUAAUUUCGGGUGUGAAAGGUUGUCAAUUUAGAACCAUUCAAUUUCUAAACAAUUCCAAACAUUUUGUGUAGCCUAAACAUUAUAUGUCACAUGCCACAGAAUAACUUGAUGAAGUUUCCUCCAUGUGUGAUUGAUUUGAAAAUCCAUUUCAACACUGCAUGCAUCAAGCAUUUCUGAAAACUUAAAACACAUUUUGUAACUGAUGGUAAUUACAGUGCAUCCACUGAUGGACUCGUUUAGCACAUUCGGUUCGGUCACAGCGUAAGUCAGGAAAAUUGUGACCUUACAGGUUUUCACCCUGGCCUGUGGCCUAACCGUGCAGAGCGACAAGAUGAGGUCUACCCUGCGCACGACAACGCGAGUGUGGAGUUAGUGUAGAUACAUGCGUGUUCUCUUUCUGGUGAGAUUGUUGUUAGUCUCCCCUUACCAAGAUGCACUACCGCAGUGGCAUGAGGGAUGGAGGUUAUUCAUUCGUCCAGUGUAAAGGGUGGUGGCAUUUCAUAAGGGUGCACAUACGGGUUUGUUGAAAUGAACUGCCGUCUUCAGUUUGGGAUGCGUUUUCUUGCUUGUGUUACUGUGCCGGUAGUCUGCCAGCUACAGGACUAGUCAAGGUUUCAUUUCACUUUUCUGUGUGUAAAUACAGUAUGGUUUUAUUAGAGCACUGUGAUGCUAUUCAUUAGCUGACAGGUGAUGUGCACUUGAAUGAACAGAAAUAUGUAAUAUUAGAAAUAAUGGCCUAGAUAUGGUAUUUUCGUAGCUGCACAUGGUGUACAAGGUCACAUUGCACCUUUGUCCAUCUCAUUUCUGCUCUUCUCCUGUCCUUAAAAAGUGUGAACCUUAAUAAAAAUUUUUAAAAAUACAAUAAAAGAUUGCAUCUUUUUGGCUUGUCUGUUUCACCCAGCCAAGUUCAAAAGAACACAAGAGAGUGUGAACAUCAUUCCUCUUGUUAGAUCUACAGGCCUUUAGAUCUUGUUCAUUUUGUUCUCUUUGUGUGUUAUAAAGCAAGUUUGUGUGCAUGACGGAACAUGUUUCCCUGGACGGUAUGUCAGAGGUGCUUCUAGUUUGGUAUUAUUAAUAUUAUUAUGGUUGUUGUUAUUAUUAUUAUUAUUAUUAUUAUUAUUAUUAUUAUUAUUAUUAUUAUACUUUCCAAGAGUCAAUACAUUGUCUGAAAGAUCACAGCUUCCUUCUGUUUCUGUUCACCUCCAAACAAUUUUGGGUUUCUUUUGAUCACAGAAGUCCCCCACCAGGACACCAGUCUCACCUGGCACCAUUUUAUUAAUUAGUGAAUACUAUGAGGUGUCGCUUCGGUCUUGCUCAGGUAGACCUAAAUGAAUGUGACGUGAAGGGAAUCAGUUUCAUAUCUUCUAUUUUCUCUUUUUUUUUUUGCACUGUAACAAGAUAUAUUGCGAGUAUUUGUCGGAGAUGUUACUAAUCGUUCAUUUUGUAACUUACAAUAAAGAGAUUUGAAGGUU
Messenger RNA from Conger conger (European conger), 4921 nucleotides. It is a transcript of the gene erlin2, whose product is annotated as ER lipid raft associated 2. Gene Ontology annotation, biological process: SREBP signaling pathway. Gene Ontology annotation, cellular component: endoplasmic reticulum membrane; endoplasmic reticulum. NCBI's taxonomy places the organism in Eukaryota, Metazoa, Chordata, Actinopteri, Anguilliformes, Congridae. The coding region runs from base 85 to 1083 and encodes 332 amino acids. The transcript has 12 exons. Gene Ontology annotation, molecular function: cholesterol binding; ubiquitin protein ligase binding. The record is from RefSeq and is a predicted model, not a curated record.